Messenger RNA from Penicillium daleae, 366 nucleotides. RefSeq lists its product as uncharacterized. The coding region runs from base 1 to 366 and encodes 121 amino acids. The record is from RefSeq and is a predicted model, not a curated record. Lineage: Eukaryota; Fungi; Ascomycota; Eurotiomycetes; Eurotiales; Aspergillaceae. The transcript has 2 exons.
AUGUCGACUCAGCAAAACAAUGUCAACCUUGAGGCCCUUGAUGCCAAGAUGAAUGAGCUCAUCGAAGCAUUCGAAGCCCAUCCGCAACUUCAGCCUCCCACCCCUCACCCCACGGCCUUUUUCCUCUUCGACUUCAUCAAAAACACCCACAACGCCCUGAAGAGAGUCGACGCCUCAAAGUACGCCUCAGGUGACCGCCAGGCCCGCGAGGCCGUUCAAGAAGUCGUCGGCCGCAACCAGUUCGCCAGCGUCCUGCUCACCGAUUCCUCGGGCAAACUGGCCAUGAUGACGGGCAGCGACCCGUCGAACCCGAUUGACUUUGGACCAACCAUCAAAGCCAAGGCCGCUGCGGUGACUGAAGUUUAA